This is a messenger RNA of Dendrobium catenatum, 1137 nucleotides long. Its product is annotated as transcription factor MYBS3-like. Gene Ontology annotation, biological process: response to auxin; response to ethylene; response to gibberellin. The coding region runs from base 134 to 865 and encodes 243 amino acids. The record is from RefSeq and is a predicted model, not a curated record. Gene Ontology annotation, molecular function: DNA binding. Lineage: Eukaryota; Viridiplantae; Streptophyta; Magnoliopsida; Asparagales; Orchidaceae. The transcript is spliced from 3 exons.
UUCCUUUCCCAUAGCGUAGACUUCUUAAACAAAAACAAAAACCGGGUCUCCAAUCCAUCUCCCACCAAAAGAAAAAUCAAACAAGUUUUCCUCUAUCUGUAGCUCAACAGAAUUUGCAAGAGAGGAGAAGAAGAUGGGAAGGAGGUGUUCUCAUUGUGGAAACAAUGGGCAUAACUUAAGAACUUGUAGAAGCUCAAGGAGUAUGGUGGGUGGAGCAGGGCUGAGGCUUUUUGGGGUUCAGCUUCAAUUAGAUUCCUCAGCUCCUAUGAAUAAAAGCAUUAGUUUGGAUUCCCUGUGUACUUCAGACUACAGUGCAUCUGUCUCAUCUUCAUCAUCAUCGUCUACAUCUUCGUUUUUCUGUAUUGAUGAAGCCUCUGAGAUGGUCUCUAACGGUUCUCUCUCUGAAAGUUUGAUUUGGAAAGUUCAGGAAAAGAAGAAAGGAGUUCCAUGGUCUGAGGAAGAGCACAGAGCUUUCCUUGCUGGGUUAGAGAAACUUGGAAAAGGAUACUGGUGUGGUAUUUCUCGCAAUUUUGUAAUUACGAGGACUCCAACCCAAGUUGCCAGCCAUGCUCAGAAAUAUUUUCUUAGGCAGAACAGUCCCGACAAGACGAAACGCCGAACUAGCCUCUUUGAUGUGGUUGGCAGUGAAAGGCCAGUUCAGGCGAAAAAUUCUUCAAAUGUCAAAGAUCCUUCACUCCUCAAGGAUACUCCAAUCUCCAAACAAGCUUUGAACACACUCUCAAGUGGCUUUAUAGAUCUCAAGUUCCCAGAACAAGAACCAGAAUCCGAACAAAAACCAAAUCUUCCUCAUCGUAUUCAUUUGCAUACAAAUUCAUCUCAUGUUCCUGAUCCGGAGCAGAACUGACUCUCUUCCCCGAGGCCUGUACUUUUGAGCAAACCUUUGGCCAGAGAUCUCUUUAACGGUGCUUUUACAGUAAGCUGGGAGGCUUAAGCUUCCUUUUAAGUGAAAUGGAACAAAGAAAAAGAUUUUUUUUUUUUUUUUUUUUUUUUUUUGAGGAGAGGAAAUUCUGUGAAGUUUGCUGGUUCAGCCAACUUCCAGUUCCAAACAAGAUAGAGAGAAGAAGACGUUUGCUGGAAUUUAUAUUAAUUUUUUUAAUUGUUAUUUUUAGUUUCUUA